AUGAUCGACCACCAAAUCUUCGAGGAUCUCCAGUCGAAGAUCGACGAAGAGACCGCCGUCCGCGAUGAACUUCAUGAUAUCGUGCAGACGCUGGCACGAAAGGGACGAUCCACGCAAGCUAUUCUUUCGCGUGCCCACUCGACGCCUGCUGGUCAAUUGAACCCCGUUCUUGGCGAUGUGACCAAGGCGAUCUUCGCUCAGAGAGAUGAGGUCUCUCGGCUGAGGGAUGUAGCGGAUAAGCACCCUUUCUACAAGUACAAUGGGGUGUGGACGCGGGAGCUUCAGAAUCUGGUCUCGUCGAUUGAGCUCUGCGCCUGGCUAGGCGGUCUGGGAGAGUACAAGUCGAGCCCCUCGGCUUCAUUCUUGACGAUCGAAGAGGUGGGAAAGUUUCUGGGUGUGCCUGUCAACCUUAAGGAAGAGGAUGCUUUCCAUUUGACCAUUGAGGAAUAUCUCCUCGCGUUGAUUGCUAUGGUGGAAGAACUGUCUCGUCUUGCGGUCAACUCGGUCACACUGGGUGACUACACUCGCCCCAUGCAGAUCAGCAACUUCAUCAAGGAAUUGUUCGCUGGCUUCCAGUUGCUGAACCUGAAGAACGAUAUCUUGCGCAAGAAAAGUGAUGGGAUAAAGUACAGUGUCAAAAAGGUGGAAGACGUUGUCUACGAUUUGUCGCUGCGCAACUUGAUUCCCAAGGAUGGUGCUACUGCUUGA
Messenger RNA from Aspergillus aculeatus ATCC 16872, 708 nucleotides. RefSeq names its product translin. Gene Ontology annotation, cellular component: cytoplasm; nucleus. Gene Ontology annotation, biological process: RNA metabolic process. The coding region runs from base 1 to 708 and encodes 235 amino acids. The transcript is spliced from 8 exons. Gene Ontology annotation, molecular function: single-stranded DNA binding; sequence-specific DNA binding; RNA binding. The record is from RefSeq and is a predicted model, not a curated record. NCBI's taxonomy places the organism in Eukaryota, Fungi, Ascomycota, Eurotiomycetes, Eurotiales, Aspergillaceae.